AUGUCCUCCCAGACAGAAACCCACCAGCAAUCAGACUAUGUCGAUGUACGCAUGAACACUGCGAAAGGAAUGACACUUGGCGUACCUGACAUUCGCAUGACUACCGCUAAGGGAUUCUCCGUGGACAACGACAUCAAGAUGGAAACUGCAAAACCUGGUACAACUAUUAAACAGAACGGCCUUCAGAUGUGGGAGAGAGAGCUGUUAGAGAGCUCAGAAGUGAAGCGAAAGGCCACUGUCGCUCAGCUAUACUUUCUGGAUUACUACUUUCAAAUGCUUGGAUAUCUAGCUGCUCGCAAAGAGCGGCGAGCCAAGUUCGACUCUGAUACCGCCGCGCGGAAUCUGACGUCGGCCGAGUACGCGAAAGAAUACAAGUCAUAUUGCGGCCGAGAACGUGUAGUCCUCAGAAAGCGUCGGACGAAACUCAAGGUAGACCAGUUUCAUAUAAUCGCGCAGGUUGGGCAGGGAGGCUAUGGCGAAGUCUAUCUCGCACGAAAACAAGAGACUGGCGAGGUAUGCGCUUUGAAGAAAAUGCGCAAGCGGACUCUCUUCAAGAUGGAUGAGAUUCGACAUGUUCUUGUGGAGCGCGACAUAUUGACCGCUACUAAGACGCCCUGGCUGGUUCGCUUACUAUACGCGUUUCAAGAUCCUUCUCAUGUCUAUCUUGCAAUGGAGUACGUCCCCGGUGGGGACUUCCGUACUCUACUCAACAACUCGGGAGUAUUAAAAGAGGAACAUGCAAAGUUCUACAUCAGCGAAAUGUUUGCCGCGGUGAAUGAACUGCACAAGCUAGGGUACAUUCACCGUGAUCUGAAACCGGAGAACUUUUUGGUGGAUGGUACUGGUCACGUAAAGUUGACUGACUUUGGCCUUGCAACGGGAGCACUGAAUCCUCAGCGAAUUGAGUCACUAAAGGUCAAGUUAGACAAAGUGAAAGAUAUUCAAAUCAUCCAUCGGUCGACGCUUGAGAGACGGUCCAUCUAUCGUUCCAUCCGCAAUCAAGACCCUCGUUACGCAGACUCUAUCGUCGGCUCGCCAGACUACAUGGCUCCAGAGGUCUUACGCGGAAAGCCAUACACAUUCUCCGUCGAUUACUGGUCCCUGGGUUGUAUACUGUUCGAGUUCUUGGCAGGGUUCCCGCCAUUCAGCGGCAGCACUCCCGAGGAAACAUGGACAAACCUGAAGAACUGGACCAAAGUUCUCCGAAGGCCUGAAUACGACAAACCCGAGGAUCUCAUUUUCAACCUCACUGAUACUGCAUGGGAUGCUGUGACGAGACUCAUAGCACAUGCGAGCGUCCGAUACGCUACGCUCUCCCAAGUAUCGGACCACCCCUUCUUCCACGGCGUCAAGUGGGAUAAUCUCCGCGGGGUCAAAGCCCCCUUUGUCCCAGCUCUGGAUUCCGAGCUCGAUACCGGAUAUUAUGACGACUUCACCUCCCCCGAUGAUAUGGCCAAGUACGCCGAGGUGAGAGAGAAGCAAAAGAACGUAGAGCGGGUCAGGGAGAAAGAGGAGCCCUUCUCGCGGGGAGUAUGGGUUGGGUUCACAUUCGGCAAGAAUGGCCCCAACGUGAAGGCAUUCAACGCCAUGGGCGAAGUAGAUGAUCGCGAUGCUCUCGCGACGAUCUUCUGA
Molecule: messenger RNA, 1632 nt
Organism: Fibroporia radiculosa
Lineage: Eukaryota; Fungi; Basidiomycota; Agaricomycetes; Polyporales; Fibroporiaceae
Exons: 6
Coding region: 1-1632 (543 amino acids)
Biological process (GO): intracellular signal transduction; peptidyl-serine phosphorylation
Cellular component (GO): spindle pole body
Molecular function (GO): ATP binding; protein serine/threonine kinase activity
Source: RefSeq, a predicted model, not a curated record